Molecule: messenger RNA, 663 nt
Organism: Artibeus jamaicensis (Jamaican fruit-eating bat)
Lineage: Eukaryota; Metazoa; Chordata; Mammalia; Chiroptera; Phyllostomidae
Gene: CFAP126
Product: cilia and flagella associated protein 126
Exons: 5
Coding region: 1-549 (182 amino acids)
Biological process (GO): cilium organization
Cellular component (GO): ciliary basal body
Source: RefSeq, a predicted model, not a curated record
AUGGCCAACUACAGCGCCAACCAGUAUGAAAAAGCUUUCUCACCCAAGUACUUGCAGAACUGGUCUCCGGCCAAGCCAACCAAGGAGCGCAUCCCAGCCCACGAAGGCUACACCCAGGUCAUCGCCAACGACCGUGGUCACCUGCUGCCUUCAGUGCCCCGUUCCAAGGCAAGUCCUUGGGGUUCCUUCGUGGGCACCUGGCAGAUGCCUCUGAAGAUUCCCCCUGCUCGGGUGUCUCUGACGUCCCGUUCCGCUGCCGCCGCCGCCUCCCUCACCACAUGGAUACAGAAGGAUCCCGCCUUCCUCAAGGCCUCCAACGGGCUGUGUCCAGAAAUCCUGGGCAAGCCCGGGGACCCAGACAGUCGGAAGCAACCCCCGAACUCUGGAAAACAACCAUCAAGUCCAGCCCCAAGCCCCAGCUCCCCAGCCUCGAACCCGGGCUCCCCAACCCCAGCCCAGAGCGAGCACCCCUCUGCAGGCCACACCCCAGGCCCCCCAGGCCCAGCCUCUCCUGCGAGCCCCUGUACCUCCCACACUGGCAGGUGCUAGUCCAGCCAGGGCCCCAAGAUGCCAACACGAGACUGCCGGAAGGAUGUCCCAAGGAAACCUUUCUAGGGACAGAGUGAAGGAAUAAGCAAGACCCCAGUCAGGGGAAUUAUGGGA